Messenger RNA from Cucurbita moschata (crookneck pumpkin), 1091 nucleotides. RefSeq names its product myb family transcription factor EFM-like. The transcript is spliced from 5 exons. Bases 81 to 938 code for a protein of 285 amino acids. NCBI's taxonomy places the organism in Eukaryota, Viridiplantae, Streptophyta, Magnoliopsida, Cucurbitales, Cucurbitaceae. Gene Ontology annotation, molecular function: DNA-binding transcription factor activity; DNA binding. The record is from RefSeq and is a predicted model, not a curated record.
UCUCCUUCUCUCUCUCUGUUUCUCCCUAUAAAGAUCAGUUGAGGCAGUCAAUUGGAAGUGAGUUCAGAUCUUGGUCUCAAAUGUAUCCCAGAAACUUGUUGUUGAAUUUUCGAGACCGACGGAGACGGAGUCGGACCGAUGAAGGCGUAGCCGAAGAGAAGUUGAACCCAUUGACCUCAUCAAGAAAGUGGUCAUUGUUUGAUUUGAACGAGGAGGCCAGAGUUGAAGAUGGUGAUCAUAACAUUAGUGUAGAAGUUGAGCAAAAUGAAGAAAGAAAGCAUGGACGAAGUUCAACAAAGCAUAAUAACAAUGAGAAUACAAAUAACUCAUCAAGAGAAGAAGGAAAUGGAGGAAGAAGAAGAAGAAGAACAGCAGUGAGACAGUAUGUUAGAUCUAAAGUGCCUCGCCUGCGUUGGACUCCUGAGCUUCAUCUCAACUUUGUUCAUGCCGUUCAAAGGCUCGGUGGCCAAGAGAGAGCAACACCCAAGUUGGUUCUUCAGCUGAUGAAUGUAAAAGGACUUAGCAUUGCCCAUGUCAAAAGCCAUUUACAGAUGUAUAGAAGCAAGAAGCUUGACCAAACAGGGCAAGUUAUAGGAGAAGCAUGGGCAGGUGGGGUGAUGCAAGGAGGUGGGGGAUACUACAACAACAACAACAACAACAAGAAUGGCGGCAGGGUGAGCCACCAUUAUUCUCGUUGGCACUUCCAUAUCCAGUUUGGAAGUGUUGCAAAACUGUUACCCUCAAACUCACCCUAUGAUCCAACGAGUUGUCAUGCAAAGACAAGGCAGCUGAGGAGACCAAAUCAUUGUUGGGAACCAGAGCUGGAGCUAGGACUGAGGCAGACAACAACAACAACAAAGAGUAUUAGUAGUAGUAGUAGUGAUAAAGAGAGUUGGGGAUGUGGCUUACGGAUUACCACUGACCUUUCCCUUUCUUGAAGCUAAGGCCACAGGCUGAUUAUAGAAUAAUGUGGUCUCUUAUUGCAAAAAAUCAGUGAUAAUUGAGGUCUCUGGUUGUUUGAGUUUGGGGCCAUUGGCAUUGCCAUUCAUUGCAUUACAUAACAAAAAGCACACAUCUAUUCUGCCACCAAA